This is a messenger RNA of Hibiscus syriacus, 1078 nucleotides long. RefSeq lists its product as uncharacterized. The transcript has 5 exons. Lineage: Eukaryota; Viridiplantae; Streptophyta; Magnoliopsida; Malvales; Malvaceae. Bases 469 to 933 code for a protein of 154 amino acids. The record is from RefSeq and is a predicted model, not a curated record.
GAUUCGUGUUAAACGACAAAGCAUCCUACUCUUCCUUUUCCUCCUUCUCAAUGUCUCCCCAACAACACAAAAUGUAUCCGACAAAUUAGGUUUUGUCCCAAUUUAAACAAAAUUUUUUCCAUUUACUUGGAACUCAGUAAAGAACAAGGGCUAUCCUACUCUUCAGAUCUCUUCUUCUUCUUCUUCUUCCCUUUUAUUCAAAAUAAAUUGUUACAGCCAUGUCUGCAGGGGUUUGUGGGAAAAGGGUCGGAUUUGAAGAAAUAUUCGGAUCCUCCCCCAAGAGAUUCAGAUGUUCCAACUUCGAAUCUCCGAAUUCAUCGUCGGAUCCUGAGUUAAGAACAUCCGUUGUCUUAAACCACAACAAUAAGAAGGAAGAUUUUAAGGAGAGUUUGAAUGCAUUUUCUUCGGAUCUCGAAGAACCAAGUAAACAACAUAGUUUUGAUUCUGUGAGAACUGAAAAUUGUACUCAUGAGACUGCUACAUGUAGCCAAACCUCAGACCGCGAUGUCGAGUAUAACGGAGACACCGUCGAUGGUCCCGAGUGGACGGAUUUGUUUGUGCAAGAUGGCGAGUGCGACGAAUAUGGACGACGCUAAGGCCCGUGCUGCCAGAAUUCUUGAAGCAUUUGAGGGAAGUGUUGUUGCCAAGAAAAGGGCUGUUGCAGAGCAGAUUGAGCAUGCUUCUUUGAAGGAACAUUUGCAGAGCUUGUUAGAUAACAAUCAAAUUCUGAGGAGAGCUGUCGCCAUUCAGCAUGAACGCAAUGUCGAACAAGAAGGGAAGGAAAGGGAAGCACAACACUUGAAGCUAAUGCUCGACCAGUACGUCGAACAAGCUCGAACUUUAGAGAUGAACAACUACACAUUAAGGCUUCAUCUUCGGAGAGCACAACAAAGUAGCUCGAUUAAUGGACAGUUUCCUCCAGACAUUUACUAAAAGCUUCCGUCGUGUUAGCCUCACUUAAUAGCUAUGAUUAUGGUAUUUUAUGGUUUAUGUAAUGAAGAUUUAUAAAGUAUUGUACUAAUGUGUUGUUUGUAUAAUUCAAGCCGAAGUAUCAGUUUCUACGCAAUAUUGCUAGUUU